Didymosphaeria variabile is the source of this 1281-nucleotide messenger RNA. RefSeq lists its product as uncharacterized. The record is from RefSeq and is a predicted model, not a curated record. The coding region runs from base 1 to 1281 and encodes 426 amino acids. The transcript has 2 exons. Gene Ontology annotation, biological process: secondary metabolite biosynthetic process. Lineage: Eukaryota; Fungi; Ascomycota; Dothideomycetes; Pleosporales; Didymosphaeriaceae. Gene Ontology annotation, molecular function: monooxygenase activity; FAD binding.
AUGGGCAGCAUGUCCGCAGAGCCCCUGAAAGUUCUCAUUGUAGGCGCAGGCUUCGGCGGUCUGACCGCAGCAAUCGAAUGUCGCAAGAAGGGCUUCGACGUGAUCCUCUUUGAGGGUAACAAGAGCCGGCGCCAACUGGGCGACAUCAUCUCUUUCGGCUCAAAUUCUGGUCGCAUCUUCCGCAGCUGGCCCGGCGUGGAAGAGAAGCUGGAUCCAAUAUGCCACCACAGCGACGGUCUCGACUUUCGCACCUACGAUGACGAGUUCCUUUGUCGGCAGACCUGGGGCGCAGAAGCAGACUGGGGCAAGAGAUUUAAUGGCCAUCGAGGCGAAAUUCACGAAGUGUGUUGGAACCACGCCAUUGAGGUCGGCGUGGACAUUAGAUUGGGAUGCAAGGUUCAAGAAUACUUCGAGACGGAGACGGAAGCAGGCGUCGUAGUGAACGAUGAGAGAAUAGUGGGUGAUGUGGUUCUUGCAGGAGACGGUGUGAGGAGUUUGGCGCGGACUAUCGUAUUAGGGUUCGAGGACAAGCCAAAGAGCUCUGGAUACGCAGUAUAUCGAGCAUGGAUGCCUACUGACGGGCUGAAGAAGAACCCAUCAACGGCGUGGUUGGCCAAUCCAGAGAAGGAUCUCCACGUGGGCUGGCUAGGACCUGACGUACAUUUCUUGGUUGCAACAUUACAGAAAGGCACUGCAUGUUCUUGGGUACUGACACACAAGGAUGAAGCUGAUGUAGAAGAAAGCUGGUCUGCGCCUGGCUACGUCGACGAAGCGAUCAAGGCAAUCCCUGACUGGGCGCCGAUAUGCCACGAUAUCAUCCGUGCAACCCCUGAAGGAGCCCUCGUAGAUUGGAAACUGGUGUUCCGAGACCCUCUGCCUACGUGGAUAAGCCCAAAGCGGAGAAUCGCGCUUAUCGGAGAUGCGGCCCAUCCUUUCUUGCCAACUUCCAUUCAGGGUGCAUCGCAGUCAAUGGAGGAUGGUGUGACGGCUGCCGUAUGUCUCGAACUUGCAGGCAAAGAGAAUGUACCAGAAGCCAUUCGUGCAUACGAAAAGAUUAGAUAUCCUCGUGUGCUCGCUACGCAAAGGACUGGAGUAACUAACCGAGAUGCCUGGCACAAGGCAGACUUCGACUAUGUAAGAAAGAAUCCGGAAAGCGUGAAGCUACCGCGGAUGGACUGGGUGUUGAACUUUGACUGCGAGACGCAUGCGUACGAUGUGUAUAACGAGACAGUCGAAUCUCUGAGAGCAGAUCCGAAUUGGAAGCCGGACACGACGUUGUGA